GGUGCCUCUGAGAAACUUGACUGUUCUUUUCACUCUUCAGUCUUCAGUCAGUGCUGUGUUGUGGUGCUACUAAAUUGACAGUGAGAGUCCAAAGUUUCAGUGAUUAAAACUGUGUUACACAGUCGGUUUUGUGACAUCUAACAACAAAAAUCAACACUUUUCCAGUGCUGGAUAAAAAAAUCAAGGAGUCCGUACCAAAAUAAGGACAAAAUGGGGGCUCUCUUCAGAAGUGAAGAGAUGGCUCUUUGCCAGCUCUUCAUUCAGCCUGAGGCAGCUUAUUCAGUAGUAGCAAGCUUGGGAGAAGCUGGGGUUGUCCAAUUCAGAGAUUUGAAUGCGGGGGUGAACGCAUUCCAGCGCAAGUUUGUGAGUGAGGUGCGGAGAUGCGACGAAAUGGAGCGUAAACUGCGUUACAUUGAAGCCGAGGUUCUGAAAGACAAGGUCAACAUACCUGAGUCGAACGAGUACCCUUUUGCGCCUAAUCCUCGAGAAAUUAUCGAUUUAGAGGCUCAUCUUGAACGAACUGAAAGUGAAAUUCUUGAAUCUAGUCACAAUGCUGUCAACUUGAAAUUCAAUUUCUUGGAGUUGACCGAAUUGAAACAUCUACUUCAGAAAACGCAUUCUUUUUUUCAAGAGACUGUUUGUUUCCAACAGCAAGAGGGCGCCGCGACGGGCAGCGAUUCGCAGGCUCUCAUCAGCGACGACGGUCAGACGCCGGCAAGUCGCGGACGGCUUGGGUUUGUAGCAGGAGUAGUUCCAAGGGAGCGAGUACCCGCUUUUGAACGCAUGCUGUGGCGUAUCUCAAGAGGCAACGUCUUCCUUCGUCAAGCUGAACUUGAAGUGCCACUUGAAGAUCCUAACACUGGCAACGAAAUCUUUAAGACGGUGUUUGUGGCGUUCUUCCAAGGCGAGCAGCUGAAGAGUCGCGUGAAGAAGGUGUGCUCUGGCUUCCACGCCUCAUUCUACCCCUGUCCCAGCUCCCACGAGGAACGCCUUGAAACUGUCAAAGGCGUCAAGACCCGGCUCGAGGACUUGAAUUUGGUGCUGAACCAGACCCAGGAGCACCGGAAGCGGGUGCUGACAGCCGUGGCCAAAGAGCUGCACAACUGGACUGUGAUGGUGCGCAAGAUGAAGGCCAUCUACCACACCAUGAACCUGUUCAACAUGGACGUCACCAAGAAGUGCCUCAUCGCCGAGUGCUGGGUCCCCGUCAAGGACCUCAACUUCAUUCGCAAAGUGCUCGCUGAUGGCGCCAAAGAGAUGGGCAGCUCGAUUCCGUCGUUUCUGAACGUGAUAGAGACGCCGGAGCUGCCUCCCACGUUCAACCGCACCAACAAGUUCACAGCCGGAUUCCAGCAUCUCAUCGACGCCUAUGGGGUGGCCACCUAUCGCGAGGUCAAUCCUGCUCUAUAUACAAUCAUCACUUUCCCGUUUCUGUUCGGUAUUAUGUUUGGGGAUGCCGGCCACGGACUCAUUCUGUUUAUUUUCGGUGCUUACAUGGUGCUCUAUGAAAAGAGUUUGAUGCGCAAAAAAUCUAACAAUGAGAUCUGGAACAUCUUUUUCGGCGGCCGCUACAUAAUUCUGCUGAUGGGUGUGUUCUCGUUCUAUACGGGCAUCAUCUACAACGACGUGUUCUCGAAAUCGCUGAACGUGUUCAAAUCGCAGUGGUCGGUGACGGGCUACAACCAUUCCACGGUCAUGACCAACCACUAUCUCCAGCUCAACCCCUCCACCGAGCAGUACAGUGGCCUGCCCUACACCAUCGGGCUCGAUCCUGUCUGGCAACUUGCUGAGGCCAACAAGAUCAUAUUCAUGAACUCGUUCAAGAUGAAGCUGUCAAUCAUUUUUGGAGUAGUGCACAUGAUUUUUGGUGUCAGCUUGAGUGUUGUCAAUCACUUGCACUUCAAACAGCCAAUGAACAUUAUCCUAGAAUUCAUCCCGCAAAUGAUAUUCCUGGUUCUUCUUUUCCUCUACAUGGUAGCUCUGAUGUUCACAAAAUGGAUCAUGUAUGGACCAACAAAUGCUUUUAUAAAAGGACCUGGCUGCGCCCCCUCUGUUCUGAUUACAUUCAUCAACAUGAUGCUGUUCAAGGAAAAUACUAAAGUGGAACAUUGUGGUGACGGAUACAUGUUCGAAAAUCAGAAAUACCUUCAGCUAUCCUUCAUGAUAAUCUCGCUGAUUUGUAUUCCGGUCCUGCUUCUCGGCAAACCAGUCUAUCUCAUUUUCUUCCAUAAGAAGAGUCCGCCCAAGAGUCAUUCAGCCAGCAACGGCGACCUGAACCAAGGCAUCGAGCUGCAACCGGACACGCAGCUGAACGGCGCCAGCAACGGUGACGGAGUAAUAGUGACGUCAGAGGGUGCUGAGGGGGGUGAGGAGGAGGAGGAGCCGGCAGUGGAGCUGUUCAUUCACCAGGCCAUCCACACCAUAGAGUAUGUGCUCAGCACUAUCUCGCACACUGCCAGCUACCUCCGCUUGUGGGCGCUUUCGUUGGCGCAUGCGCAACUGUCAGAGGUGCUGUGGAAUAUGGUGCUCCGUAAAGGACUGAAGUUUCACAGCAAUUGGGGCGCCAUCGCACUGACGGCCACUUUCUGUGCCUGGGCCAUUUUCACUCUGGCUAUCCUCGUCAUGAUGGAGGGCCUAUCUGCCUUCCUACACACCCUGCGUCUGCACUGGGUGGAGUUCAUGAGCAAAUUCUACACGGGCACGGGUUACGCCUUCGCGCCUUUCUCUUUCAAGAGAAUCCUUGAAACCGAGGAGGCUUCUGAAGAGUAAACAACUUGAAAGCAAUUUAGUUUUGAAAUGUAUAUUUUAUUAGUUUCAACUAGAUAAUAAUUCAACUUACGACUGGUCUGCUGUAGCAAUAUGUAGGGAAUGUUCUUUUGAUGAGCGAAAAGCUGAAACUCUAGACAGAAGAAAUAAUGAAUUUUCAUUUUCGAAUUGUCAGAAUAUAUCCCUUAGUGCCUUAAGCGUUGAAGCAUUGCAGUCCAAAAUCGUGAGCGUUUUUCAAAACAGGCCUAUAUUUCCCAGGAAAACCAUAAUCUCCACUAUUUCAAGUAGGUUUCGUUCUAAAAGCACUAUUAUUUUACAAAAUUCGACGUGUUUUCAUCCAUUAUGACUCACAAUGCAUUCACCCACCAACAAGAGUUUUAUUAUUUUAAAAAGUUUAUAUCCAGUAAAAUAAUGUAAUCAAACGUUAAGAUAUGUGGCUAGAGGUUUUCCACAGUUUGUAUAUCUAUUGAAAUAAGUCCAAUUACUCAUACAUAAAGCUAUGUGGCAAUUCUUCAAAGUAUUAUCUGUGAUAAUAGUUGAAUGAUAUACAGAAUAAACAAAUCUGAUACCAUUCCAUUAAAAUAGUUGUUUAAAUUGGAUUUUAAUGUUGAAAAUGUUCUAGAUUCUAUAUUUAUGGCUAAAAUAAAGUAAUGUGACUGUGUAUUCUAUUGAGCAAUAAAAUAUUAUUAUAAAAUAAUCAUUUAAAAUAAUUGUAUACAAUUUUAAUGGUCAAGCUUUCUAUCCAUAAUUGUAAAUUAUUCGCAUUAUUUUGUUUUGUUUUUCACCAAUUUAUUUAAAAUAUUGGGUUCCAUUCGAUUGAAUACUAUAUCAUAUUCAAUAAUAAGCCUACGUCAUAAUUAUAAUAAUUCAAACUAUUAUUUUAAACGCUAUCACAAUAAAGUAAAUAAUUUCAUGAACCCAUUCAUUAAAACUAUCACAACAUCACUAUAAUCGUCAGUUAUUGUUGAAUCAAUCGCUAUAACCUUCCUAAUCACACAAAAUUACAUCACAUUCAAACAUUUUCAAAGGAAUAAUUGGAAUUUAAAAAAUUAUUAUCUUUUAUUAUAUUAUUGUCAUCGUCCAUAAUUAUUUUGUUCAUAUCAUUAUUCUAUCUCCAUUAACUAUGUGUAAGGCUUCAAUGAUGUAUUUCUAAACUUUGAGUUCUAGAUUUGUUAAGUAUGCAUUUGUUAGCAGUAUUUUGAUCCUGUAUUCAAUUAAGACCAACUGAUUCUGGUUAAUUGAUUCAUUUCAUUGAAAUAUUAAUUGUCUCAUUAGGCUACUGGUGAAUAAAUUUUGAAGCAAGAGUA
Nilaparvata lugens (brown planthopper) is the source of this 4073-nucleotide messenger RNA. RefSeq names its product V-type proton ATPase 116 kDa subunit a1 (gene Vha100-2). Gene Ontology annotation, molecular function: proton-transporting ATPase activity, rotational mechanism; ATPase binding. The record is from RefSeq and is a predicted model, not a curated record. The coding region runs from base 211 to 2769 and encodes 852 amino acids. The transcript is spliced from 17 exons. Gene Ontology annotation, cellular component: vacuolar proton-transporting V-type ATPase complex; plasma membrane; vacuolar proton-transporting V-type ATPase, V0 domain. NCBI's taxonomy places the organism in Eukaryota, Metazoa, Arthropoda, Insecta, Hemiptera, Delphacidae. Gene Ontology annotation, biological process: vacuolar acidification; proton transmembrane transport.